Molecule: messenger RNA, 1560 nt
Organism: Schistocerca cancellata (South American locust)
Lineage: Eukaryota; Metazoa; Arthropoda; Insecta; Orthoptera; Acrididae
Product: sodium/potassium/calcium exchanger 1-like
Exons: 3
Coding region: 1162-1560 (132 amino acids)
Source: RefSeq, a predicted model, not a curated record
CGCACGUGCGCAGCUGCGGCCAGCCGGAGGAACGGAGCCAGUGCUCGGUCGUAGCCACCGCAGAGCGCGUGGACUCUCGCGCGCCCAGGAGGCGGCUACCACUGCUACCGGGGGCAGGGCGGCGGCGAACUCGGGCGCAGUUCUCCGCGUCGCGGAUCAACCGGUUCGUACUCGUCGAGCGUCUUCUCUACAGCUACGCAAUCGCCGGCGAGAGACCAGUGAGUUCGAGGACAUUGGCGGGAGCGAGAAGAAAUCUUCCACAAAGUAUUUCAGUGUCUUAGGCGAUUCCUUUUACGUAGGGAGACGUCUUUGUCCUAUAGAGGACCACUCAUCUAUUUUUCUACUCUCCGAGUCAGAAGCUUAGCGUAGCAACUAUCGUAAUUUUUACGGCAGUCCACUCUUCUGGAGAUUAGAUACGUGCGGGAGGAAAAGAAGUAACGAUUCCUAAUAGAUUAUUUGUGAAAUAUCUCGGAGACUAGUAGCUGACCUCUUCAAAGUAACUGUAUACUGAAAAAUUACUUGUAAAAAAAAGUAUUUUGAACGAAGUGUUGCUACACGCCAUAGGUAUACGCUUGGAAACUUUCACGUAAACGUUAAUAUUUUUGAAUAGAAUAGGGAAGGAAAAAAAGAGAGUAGUGAUACCCAUUGUGUCUUUCGCAAUAGCCGAAGAAAUUAGCUAGAUUAUUUUUUCGUUCGCAUACUGUAUAGAGACUGAGUGGGAGAAGUACUUCAGUUGCACUCGCCGAAAUUGUAUUUCACCCAUCUCGUGUCCAGAGUUAUUUUGUGAUAGAGUAGAGAAUAUAGUGUAGAACUUGUGAGAGAACAAGAAGAGAAUCACCAUUUAAAGCAUUAAAUAACUGCAACCGAGUGGAUCAACAGUGAACCGAGUCUUUCAUAGCCCUCCUCGAGCCGACGGCAGUGAGCGUUAUAAAUAUUUUCUUAAGUGAGAGGGAAGAUCUCGCACGUGUGCUCUUGAGAGCGUGCCAGCAGCAGUCAGCUGGCCAGGGCAGCGGCAGUGGUGCGCAGCGGGUGCGAUAUCAACAGGCAGGCAUCUGUUGCUCCGCCGGGGGGAUAGGGCAGCGCGUCGCGCGUGAGCCGGCCGGAGGCGGAGCGGCUAUGACGCGCCGGGCCGACCGCUGACCACUAGCUAGUUGGACAGCCAUGGCGCUCUCGCAGCAGCAGGUGCUGCAGCUCCGCGGCGACGAGCCGUGCGCGACCUCGGACUCGGAGUCGGACGUGGCCGAGCUGUCCGACCUCGAAGACGACGCCGGCCUGCCGCCGGGCGCCACCAGCAGCGACGAGAACGACGACGACGACGACGACGACGACGAGGAGGAAGAGGAGGAGGAGGAAGAGGAGGAGGAGGAGCUGCCCUACCCGGGCUUCGUGCCCAUCGCGCUGCGCUACCUCGACCAGCACACGCGCCCGCGCAGCUGGUGUCUGCGCAUGAUCACCAAUCCAUAUCCUUUUUUCUGCAAUCUCUGCUGCCUGCCCGCCGUACAAGCAACACAGUCGUCUUAUGUUACGGACAAGUUCUCAGUCGUCUAUGUGUUCGGCUAA